[Torrubiella] hemipterigena is the source of this 1076-nucleotide messenger RNA. NCBI's taxonomy places the organism in Eukaryota, Fungi, Ascomycota, Sordariomycetes, Hypocreales, Clavicipitaceae. The record is from the annotation of a GenBank genome assembly.
AAUCACCAACAUCCGUACAGAUAGAACAUUUAACCACCAUCCAAUUCAUUAUAUUCAUUGCAUUCACAAUGUCUGUCGAACCCCCCGCAUCCAGGAAUCCCAUUCGGCACCUUCCCACCGACCCAGCAACCCAGCUCAUGUUCCGAGACGUCAGCUUCAUCACCAAGACCUUGCGCAGCAAUCUUGUCUCACAAUUGGCCUCUGAUGAUAACGUGGAGGUGUACUCGAACAUGCUACGCAACUUGGAGACGCGCACAGACCUUACCCAUCUCGUCAUGGCGGAGAUAGAACCCGGUGGCACUCUGGGAUAUCUCGCCAGAGAACGCGCUAAGCUGUCAGAAAAUGCUGCAGACUCGGCACCAUAUCAUUUGCAAAGCAGAAUGGAAGCUCUGUCCCGGUAUUGGUAUGAUCUGCGCGGCGAUGCACCUCAGCAGUGGACCCCAGAGUUUGAUACCGUCACUAUUGCUCCAUUCAUUAUCAACACAGACGAUCAAGCGCUGUUUGAAACUCUCGCCGAUAUUGGUCUGCCGGAAGAGCAAAUCAAGGAGGCUGAUACCGAAUUUGAAAAGUUUCGCAUCCAACACAGUAAGACAGCUUCGUAUUUUACCCGCCAUCCACCUAUCCCGAAGGCUUUUACCGUCCGACCCGGCGUCGAUAGCAAGGCGCUUUAUGAUUCCGUUCGUGACAGCAACGGUCAAGUAGCUCGUGACAAGAUGAUAAACCAUCCGGACUUUCUACCCAUGUAUUUUGAGUCACGAAAUAUGAUGUCACUAGAUGUGCCUUGGACAUGGGAAGACCCAGAUGCCCCAGGGCUCUCGGACCAAGAGAGAGAGCGUCGGGAGAAGGACAAUAUCCCAAGACAUGAGAAGAAAAUGGCCGAGGCCGCAGCAUUUGGCAGCAACGACGAUAACUUUGAGCCUGAUAGAUGUGUUGUUAUGUAGGCACGUAACGGGUGUUGGUUGGAACAAAAGUACAGACCUAGCAACAGAUAGAUAAAAGAACACUAAUAUCAAUAUCUCGCUUGUUCAAGAUGGCUCUUGAAUAUAAAACAGUCAAUUAGGGUGCGAGUAUAUAAG